Molecule: messenger RNA, 1161 nt
Organism: Dicrocoelium dendriticum
Lineage: Eukaryota; Metazoa; Platyhelminthes; Trematoda; Plagiorchiida; Dicrocoeliidae
Source: the annotation of a GenBank genome assembly
GAUACCGCAGUUGCCGAGCAUCUAUGGCCUUAUUUAUGCCACGCUUCUCACCUACCAACGAUGCUUCGCCAUUGAACCGGAAAAUAUUUUGACCUUAAUUUUCUGUUUGUCUGGCGAUUUGCCAAAAUGUUCUACCAGUGACCUCUUAUACAUUCUCCUUUUUUGGAAGCGGCUGAAAUGCUACUGAAGCUUGUCUGCAGCGUCCUGCACGUGAAAUAUGCUUGCGCACUUGUACUUUCUAUGCUGCUAGCCCUUAUAUCGGUAUCUUUCGAGAAAUAUGCCCUGGUUCCUUCAUGGGUAUUGCAUAUGCAUUCUCCCGCUGAUGAUGACACUUUCCUCGAGCGAGGUGGCCUCGGACGGCGGCAUCCUAUACUAACGGUUUCAGUUCCUUCUGAGUGGCAAGCGAAUAUUUCCAUAUCAUCAUUUCUCGCCAUCUGCUCUAUUGCUGACAACGGAUCAGUGGUUAUUAUAUACCAAGUUCCUUUGUUUUCGAAUUCUGCAAAGGCUGAUGGUGAUUCUGUACGCAAGCGGUCCUUGUUACAAGGCAUAUCACCUGUGUCCCACUUUACUUUACCGAACCUAACUGUUAUUGCCAUGGACAUAAAAAAUUUUGAAGGUAAAUUGGUAUGCGUCGUGGUUUCUACUUUCUUCAUUCACGCUGAGGCUGACGUUACAUACUCCAUAUCCCUGUUCGAUGCGAAUGCUCAUAAAAUUUGGGAUAAGUCAGCCCCAGUGUCUCCACCGGCGGUGGAAGACAUACCCACUUCCAUCCACAUUGACGCGCGAUGUGAUGUUUCUUCGAAAAUCUGCGGGGUCGUCUUCAUUAAUCUGCCAUUUCACUCAAACAGCAACGGCUUUUGUUAUUCCACCUUGGCGCUCUCUCUCAAAACCGGCGAACUCCUUUGGCACUUCAAACCCGGUGAAUCUAGCGCCUCUGUCAAGCCGGUCAGCAUCAGUAUCAUGGAAAAGCAUUGGAAAUUGGCCCUACUCGAUCAAUUCAAGUCGCAUUCUCACAUUGAGGAAUCUACUUGGGGGGAAUACCGUGAAAGUCUCAUGGAUGUCUUGCACAUGGCAGUCGUCCGGUCGUUCUCAUUUCUGGAAUUUAUGGUUCCUUGCACUUUCCAACCGUCGUCUACCUGAGCAACGCAGUACCCGUACCAG